Molecule: messenger RNA, 2568 nt
Organism: Myiozetetes cayanensis
Lineage: Eukaryota; Metazoa; Chordata; Aves; Passeriformes; Tyrannidae
Product: sodium channel protein type 5 subunit alpha-like
Exons: 10
Biological process (GO): membrane depolarization during action potential; neuronal action potential; sodium ion transmembrane transport
Cellular component (GO): plasma membrane; axon; voltage-gated sodium channel complex
Molecular function (GO): voltage-gated sodium channel activity; protein binding
Source: RefSeq, a predicted model, not a curated record
AAAUGUGAUGCUGCUUGUAGCUUUUCUGAAGCCAGCACUGUGGAUCCAGCUGUUGGUCUGGAGAUGGUUUCCCAGACCAAAAACUCACACCUGCCUAAGGACUGUUUUGCAGGAAACUGUGGUAAAUGUUUCCCAUGUUGUGUAGUGGAUAUCACUAAGUUUCCAGGCAGAACUUGGUGGAACUUCAGGAAAACCUGCUACAGAAUUGUUAAUCACAGCGGGUUUGAAUAUUUUAUGAUUUUUGUGAUAGUACUGAGCAGCGCAGCACUGGCAUUUGAAGAUAUUCACCUGCACAAGAGAAAAACAGUGAAAAUGAUCCUAGAUUAUGCUGACAAAAUAUUUACCUACAUCUUUGUGAUGGAGAUGCUUCUGAAAUGGGUAGCUUAUGGAUUGCACAGUUACUUCACAAAUUGCUGGUGUUUGCUUGACUUUGUCAUUGUAUGUGUAAGUAAUAUAUUCAACUGCUCAUACAUUUUGAUUUUUGACAUUUUCUACCUGCUUAACUACAUGCAAAUUCUUAUCACGAAUAACUGCAGUGGCCUGAAAUCUCUCAGGACUCUUAAAGCAUUGAGGCCUCUACGAGCUUUGUCAAGAUUUGAAGGGAUAAAGGUUGUUGUCAAUGCACUCCUCGGAGCCAUCCCCUCAAUCUUCAACGUUUUGCUCGUCUGCAUUGUCUUUUGGCUCCUAUUUAACAUUCUAGGAGUAAAAUGGUUUGGGAAAAGAUUUUCAAAAUGCAUUCUCCAGGAAGGAGAUAUCAGUCUCAUUAAUAACAAAAGUGAUUGUGAUUCCUAUGGUGGAAAUUGGACAAAUUAUCCUGUAAACUUUGAUAAUGUUUGGAUGGGAUACUUGGCUCUGCUCCAAGUGGCAACUUUUAAAGGUUGGAUGGAGAUUAUGUAUGCAGCAGUGGAUUCACGGGGGAACAAUGAACAGCCAAAGUUUGAAGCACGCUUACACAUGUACUCAUACUUUGUGGUUUUCAUUAUUUUUGGAUCUUUCUUCAUGCUGAACCUUUUUGUUGGAGUGGUUAUCAACAAUUUUAACCAACAAAGGAAAAAGAUAAGUGGAAAAGAUCUAUUUCUGACUGAGGAACAGAAAAAGUACUAUAAUGCCUUAAAAAAGCUUGGAUCCAAGAAACCUCAAAAACCCAUCCCAAGACCAUCGAAUGCAUUCCUGGGAUUGCUGUUUGAUAUUGUAGAGCACACAGCAUUUGACAUCAUCGUUGUGAUUUUGAUCUGCCUAAACAUGGUUGUUAUGAUGGCAGAAAAUAACCAGGAAGGCACCAAGGAAGUUCUUAAUAAAAUCAACUAUUUUUUUGUGGCUGUAUUUACGGCGGAAUGUGUCAUAAAAAUACUGGCCUUAAGACAGCACUACUUCAAAAGUGGUUGGAACUUAUUUGAUUUUAGUGUUGUGGUCCUUUCAAUAGUCAGUAUUGGAGUUUCUGAAGCCUUCCAAAAAUUCUUCUCUCCUACACUUUUGAGAACCAUUCGCUUGGUGCGAAUUGGCCGAAUCCUGAGAUUGGUUCGAAAAGCGAGAGGAAUUCGAACCCUUCUGUUUGCAUUACUGAUGUCUCUUCCUGCACUGGUCAACAUUGGCCUUUUGCUUUUCCUGAUUAUAUUCAUUUAUGCCAUUGUGGGCAUGGCAAACUUUGCCUGUCUUCCCUGGGAAAGUGGGAUUGAUGACAUUUUCAAUUUCCAAACCUUUUCUGGUAGCAUUCUCUGUCUCUUCCAAAUUACAACAUCAGCUGGCUGGGAUACUCUUCUGGCCCCUUUGUUAAGUGAAUCUGGUGCAUGUGCUCCCAACUUAGAUUUAAAAGAGAAAGAUAAAAUUAAUUGCACAAACACAGCAUAUGGUAUUUUCUAUUUUGUAAGCUAUGUCAUUAUCUCAUUUCUCAUUGUUGUAAAUAUGUACAUAGCUGUCAUUUUAGAGAACUUCAAUGUUGCCACUGAAGAAAGCACAGAUCCUCUUUGUGAGGAUGACUUUGAUAUGUUUUAUGAGACAUGGGGAAAAUUUGAUCCACUGGCAACAGAAUUUAUUGACUAUUCUGCUCUUUCAGACUUUGCAGAUGCUCUGGCAGAACCUUUGCGCAUUCCAAAGCCUAAUAACAUCCAGCUCAUAUCCAUGGACCUCCCUCUAGUGAGUGGAGAUAAGAUCCACUGCUUGGAUAUCUUACUUGCUUUCAGUAAACGAGUCUUGGGAGAAUGUGGAGAUUUUGAUAGGCUUAAAUUACUCAUUGAAGAAAAAUUUGGGGUUGCCAAUCCAUCUAAAUUUCCUCACAGGCCAAUUUCCUCUACAUUUAAACGAAAACAAGAGGAGGUAUCAGCAGUUAUUAUCCAAAGGGCCUUCAGGAGGCAUUUGAUACAGCGUUCAUUCAAAAAUGCAUCUUUCUUUUGCCGUCGCAGACAUAACAGUGCUGUCUUUGGAGAAGAAGCACGGGAGAAGCAAAGGCUUAUUGUAUCAAUGCUUAAUGAAAGUAGUGGCAGGAAGAUACAUAAACCACGGCCUGUUUCUUCCACAUCUCUCCCCUUGCUUUACGAUGCUACUGCUGAAACAAAUAAGCUGGACACAUAA